Dentiscutata erythropus is the source of this 1410-nucleotide messenger RNA. The record is from the annotation of a GenBank genome assembly. Lineage: Eukaryota; Fungi; Glomeromycota; Glomeromycetes; Diversisporales; Gigasporaceae.
AUGGUCUCCAUGAGUUUGCAAUUAUGGCAAAAUCCGGCCUUUCCGGAUGUCUUGAUUCUUCAAGAAAUUACCGAAGAGAUCCUAGUUAACUUUCGAAAAUGUAGAGAAUUACAAAAUAAAGUCUCAAAUAAAAAAUUGGAUAGACUAGAAACUGUGUUCAAUAAAUUAACCGAGAGAAGAGCUAUGGAAUCCUUAAGAAUGUCCGAAUAUUUAGCCGAUGUCGUAAAAUAUUUACAAUUACUCACCAAGAAAAAUGUGAACACUAAUGUCAUUAAACAAACUUUAGAAUUAUUAUUGAAAACGGCUAAUGUUCAAAAGGAAAGAUCUAGUGAAUUAUUGAAUGAUUAUAUUUCUUUUUAUAAUGAUUUAAAUAAUGGAAACAGAAUAUCAAUCCCGGCUAUUAUAAUUUGCUGCAUGCUAAUUCUCUUCAUAGGUAUAACUUACAAUACUUAUUUGUACGCAGAUUUGGGAUACUCUAUUGCUUUACAAAACAAUAAGUUUGCCGAUGAAAAAAACAUCUCAUUUUAUGCAGAAUUUUGCAGACCUAUUAAUCAGGAUAAAGAAAAAUGUAGUAACCGUACUUUAGGUGAUACAAAAGAGCCAUUUUUUAAUUUCUCUGCAAAUGACGGUUAUAAAAUUUGUGAAUAUUUCUUAGAAGGUGACUCUGGAUUAAAAGAUAGUAGCGAACAUUUACCUGAAGAGAGCUUUGUUUCAGAAAAUAAGAAAGCGAAAUUGCAAAAAUCUUUUUCUAAUGUUUAUAGUUACGGAAAAGAAAAAUUACAACAUUUGAUUUCUAAUAUUAAUGAUAAAAGCUCAGUAGAUGAAUUAAAUUGUGCAAGAAAGAAUUAUUACAUUUUGCAACAUAAUGAGACAUUUUAUGAAAUCUGUGAAGGCUUACUAAUGAAUCUAAAAGAUCGGGAUCCGUCGUCAUUUAAUUCAAGGAAUAAAAAAGAAAGUGGAAAUAAUGCCAUAUCAAUUUGUGAUCGAUGGCUAAUUAGUAAAACUAUGGAUCAAGUAAAAGACGUGCUCUAUUACCCCUUAUUACUACUCAGUUGCUUAGUUAUAGCUCUAAUUGCUAUAACCAGCUUCAUAAUAAAAGAAAUGAUAAAUUGGAUUUUUCAACAAGAUGACUUCGAUCAAGCCCCAACAUCAGAAUUUAUACAACAUAUUAAAGACAAGUUUCCAGGAAUUAAAGACAAUAUUGCUAUUUUAGACGAAUUCUGGAACACACAGAUUAUUACUAUUAAUGAUCAGAUUUCGAAUAUAGAAUCAUUAAAUACUGAUAAGAUCAAACUACCACACCAUCUUGUAGAUUCAAUUGUAAGUCUCUGGGACGAAGAAUCUAUACGUUGUAAAAAUAGCUAUUACAAAUUAACUGAAAGUGUCGCUUAUACUUCCAUGCUCGAGUAA